AUGGAGCGAUUAAAGUCGAACGCCUCGCGGGCGUCCACAUCCUCAGCACCUCGAGUUCAAGCGCAGCAUGGAGGAUUCUUGUGGCAGACAGUGACACGUCAGUCGACGUACUCUACACACGAGGACGACAGAGAAACAUACGAUAUCGAUGAGGAUUACACCGAAAAUGAUCCGUAUGAUGCCACAUGGAAUAUCACCGGUGAAGUCAAGCAUUGGAACAAUCAAGAUGUGGCGAGCGGCCUCAAGCCACGCAAGCUCAGGCUUACGUCGAGAAAUCUGAAUGUCUAUGGUGAAGGCGCAGGCACAGUUGUCCACGAAAAUAUUAUGCCCCUCUUCAACAUCGCGGCUCAGUUAUCAGACUCCAAACAGAAGAAACUAAGCAUUCAGAGGAAGACCAUCCUCAGUAACAGUCACGGUUGCGUGAAGCCUGGCGAGAUGCUGCUGGUAGUUUGCCGGCCCGGCUCAGGAUGCACGACACUUCUCAACGUGCUUUGCCAAUCGCCGGCACGGUUACGCAGCAAUUGA
This is a messenger RNA of Exophiala oligosperma, 525 nucleotides long. RefSeq lists its product as uncharacterized. NCBI's taxonomy places the organism in Eukaryota, Fungi, Ascomycota, Eurotiomycetes, Chaetothyriales, Herpotrichiellaceae. The record is from RefSeq and is a predicted model, not a curated record. The transcript has a single exon. The coding region runs from base 1 to 525 and encodes 174 amino acids.